Dermacentor silvarum is the source of this 2803-nucleotide messenger RNA. It is a transcript of the gene Mcm3, whose product is annotated as DNA replication licensing factor MCM3. The transcript is spliced from 18 exons. The record is from RefSeq and is a predicted model, not a curated record. Gene Ontology annotation, molecular function: ATP binding; single-stranded DNA binding; single-stranded DNA helicase activity. Gene Ontology annotation, cellular component: nucleus; MCM complex. Lineage: Eukaryota; Metazoa; Arthropoda; Arachnida; Ixodida; Ixodidae. Gene Ontology annotation, biological process: double-strand break repair via break-induced replication; DNA replication; DNA strand elongation involved in DNA replication. The coding region runs from base 112 to 2562 and encodes 816 amino acids.
UCUCUUUGGCGCCAAAACUGUUGCGAGCCAAGGUGCUGUGAGGUGCAGUUGGUGGAGUUGUGGAUAUCGUGCGGUAUUUAGGGUGAAGUAGACCGGCGCUUUAGGCACGAAAUGACCGAUACCGACGCAGAGCAGCGGAUCCGGGAGUACCAGCGGGAGUACCUGGAAUUCUUAGACGAUGAAGAUGAUCAAGGAUUUUACAGCCACAAAGUCAAAGAUCUGGUCACCAAGAAAGAACACAGGAUCAUUGUCAACGUCAAUGACUUGCGCAAGAAGAAUGCCGCCAGAGCUAAAGGGUUGCUCAAUCAAACCAGCGAAGAGAUCAUCGCCUUUCAGCGGGCACUCAAGGAAAUGGUUAUCUCUGUUGACCCACUGCUUGCUAAAGAACGAGACGAAUACUAUAUUGGCUUGGAAGGAAGCUUCGGAUCCAAACACGUUACACCUCGGACACUCCAUGCUGCUUACCUUGGUGGAGUUGUAUGUGUAGAAGGAAUUGUGACGAAGUGCUCACUUGUGCGUCCGAAAAUAAUGCACAGCAUCCACUACUGCCCAGCCACACAAAAGACUUUAGAGCGUCACUUUACUGAUCUCACGUCCUACGAUGCCUUCCCAUCAAGCGCAGUAUAUCCUACAAAGGAUGAGGACGGCAACCUUCUGGAGACAGAGUAUGGGCUCUCACUGUACAAGGAUCACCAGACGAUAAGCAUUCAGGAAAUGCCGGAAAAGGCCCCCGCUGGUCAGCUGCCUCGAUUUGUCGAUGCGGUUGUGGAUGGAGACCUGGUCGACCAGUGCAAGCCCGGAGAUAGAGUGCAGGUCGUUGGCACUUACCGCUGCCUGCCAGGAAAGCAGGGAGGAUUCACCACUGGCACAUUCCGGUCUAUUUUGAUUUCCAACAACAUUCGUCUGUUGAGCAAGGAAGUGGCUCCAAAUAUUUCCGUUGAAGAUGUGAACAAGUGCAAGGCCAUCAGCAAGCAGAAGGGGGAUGUCUUUGAGAUUUUGGCUCGCUCACUGGCCCCUUCCAUCCACGGCCACGAGUACAUCAAAAGGGCGCUGCUGUGUCUUCUUCUGGGAGGUGUAGAAAAGGUUCUUCCCAAUGGAACCAGGCUGAGAGGUGACAUCAACUGUUUGCUUAUCGGCGACCCAUCGGUGGCCAAAUCUCAGCUACUGCGAUAUGUCCUUCACACGGCACCAAGGGCUGUGGCCACUACGGGACGUGGUUCUUCUGGUGUGGGUCUCACAGCAGCAGUCACUACUGAUCAGGAGACAGGGGACAGACGUCUGGAGGCUGGAGCUAUGGUUCUUGCUGACAGAGGUGUUGUCUGCAUUGACGAAUUUGACAAAAUGUCAGACAUGGAUCGCACGGCCAUUCACGAAGUCAUGGAGCAAGGUCGUGUCACCAUCUCCAAGGCGGGCAUCCACGCGAGGCUGAAUGCACGUUGUAGUGUACUGGCUGCAGCCAAUCCUGUGUAUGGGCGGUAUGACCAGUACAAGUCGCCAAUGGAAAACAUUGGCCUCCAGGAUUCUCUGCUAUCUCGUUUUGACAUGCUGUUCAUUAUGCUUGACAAGAUGGAUCCAGAGAGUGAUCGAGAAGUUGCAGACCACGUUGUCCGGAUACACCAGUACAGAAACCCAGGGGAGCAGGAUGGUGAACCAUUGCCCAUCCGAAGUACAGCAGACCUGCUCACAACACACGACCCAGAUCAGCUUGACAAAGACAGUGACAAGGAGACGCCUAUUUACGAGAAGCACGACGUGCUGCUGCAUGGCUCCAAGCGCAGGACGGAGAAGACGAUCAGCGUAGAGUUCAUGAAGAAAUACAUCCACAUCGCGAAGGGCAUCAAGCCGACUCUGACACAAGCCGCCUGCGACAAGAUAGCUGAGGAGUACGCUCGGCUGCGCUCCUUUGACACUGAAAACACGGAUGUUGCUAGGACACAACCCGUGACAGCUCGUACCUUGGAAACACUGAUUCGUCUGUCAACGGCACAUGCGAAGGCUCGCUUCUCGCGUACAGUGGAACCUGAGGACGCCAAGGCAGCCAUUCAGCUUGUGCAGUUCGCCUACUUUAAGCGUGUCCUCGAGAAGCCCCGCAAGCGCAGGAGGAAGAAUGAGGGCGACUCUUCAGAUGAAGGUGGCGAUGAUGAUGAUGACGAUAAAUCCAGUGGCACCAGCAAGAAGACUACCAGCACAGAGCCAAAAAAGAAAUCCGGUGAUGAAACUAAUGAUCCAUACGACUUUGAAGAGGGCAGUGAGGAACCUGAAGACAAAACAGUGCGGCCAAAGAGACCUCGCAAGGACGAGCCAUCUACGUCGAGGGCUGCCGAUCUCAGAGACAGUGCCGCAGCAAUCUCCACGCAAAGGAUGACGAAGUUCCGCAACCUCCUGGGCAAGCUUUUCAAGGACACGCACACGCAGUCACAGCCCAUGUCCAACAUCAUGGACUUCCUGGCCCAAGAAGAGCACGUGGAACCGUUCACUCAGGAGGAGAUCGACGUCGCCGUCCAGCGCAUGAUGGACGACAACCAGGUCAUGCUCUCUGACGAGAUUGUGUUCCUCAUCUGAGCUGCCUCCAUUGGAGGCGCUCAUGUACAUCUCUUGUAAUAUGCUACGUUUACAUCUUGCCAUUCUGUUGCCACAAGACACUAAGUGUUAAUUCUGUGCACCUGAUUACUGAAUGAAGCGUUAAGCACAGUGUAAAAUUCCAAGCAAUUAGGCUUGGCAAAUCUAUUCCCUGUAAUCAUGUGCACCCAUUGUUUAUAACAAGAAUUUUAUAUUUGUAUUUUACAACUGUUCUACGCUUUUU